CAGAAAGAAUCCUCAAUUAUCAGCCAUUUGGAAAACAGUGGGGAGUUUAAAGAGAGCCAUCUGCUUCAAAGAAAGCACAAAGAUAGCAUGCCAGAAGUGCAGAAGCAGCAGUUAGCUCCUGCUCUAUCCCACCAAGUAUCAGUACCAUCUUCACCUCUACACUCCUUAACCUACAAAACUCUCUUAAAAGCAGGGUCUCAUCUCAGGCCCCUGCAGCAAGUACAUGCCCACAUUAUCAUUUCUGGUCUUCACCACAACCGAGCCCUUCUCACCAAGUUGAUAACUUUGGCCUGUUCUGCUGGCUCUAUUGCCUACACUCGUCAGCUUUUCUUCUUUGUCCCUAAUCCCGACUCGUUCCUCUUUAACUCCCUCAUCAGAGUCUCUUCCAGAUCUGGUUUUCCUCUUGAUUCGAUUGUAUUCUACCAACGUAUGCACCGUGCUGAAUUAUUACGAUCAAAUUACACCUUCACAGCCAUUAUUAAGUCCUGUGCUGAUAUAGCGGCACUGAGACUUGGUAAAGUAAUACAUUCUCAUGUUUUGGCUUUUGGGUUUGGUUCAGACCCCUACGUCCAAGCUGCCCUUGUAACCUUUUAUGCCAAAUCUGGUGAUUUAGUUGCUGCCAGAAAAGUGUUUGAUAAAAUGCCUGAAAGAACCAUCAUUGCCUGGAAUUCGAUGAUUUCUGGUUAUGAGCAAAAUGGUUUUGCUAAAGAAGCAGUUGAAUUGUUCUACCAGAUGCUGGAAAUGAGGGUGGAACCAGACUCAGCUACUCUGGUGAGCCUGUUGUCUGCUUGUUCUCAAUUGGGAGCUCUUGAUUUGGGUCAAUGGGUGAAUAAUUACAUUGUUGACAAUGGUUUAAGUGUUAGUGUAAUUCUAGGUACUUCUUUGAUUAACAUGUAUGCCAGAUGUGGUAAUGUGACCAAAGCUCGACAAGUUUUUGAUGGGAUGCUUGAACGAAAUGUUGUGGCUUGGACAGCUAUGAUUUCUGGAUAUGGUAUGCAUGGUUAUGGUAGCCAGGCCGUCGAGCUUUUCUAUCAUAUGAGAAACCAUGGGCCACCACCAAACGAUGUCACGUUUGUCUCAGUCUUGUCUGCAUGUGCGCACUCAGGGUUAGUAAUUGAGGGGCGCCAAGCAUUCUUGUGCAUGAGCCGGGAUUAUGGGUUUGCGCCGAGGAUGGAACAUCAUGUUUGCAUGGUUGAUUUGCUGGGACGUGCUGGUUUUCUGAAUGAAGCAGUUCAGUACAUUGAGGAGAUGAUACCCGGGGAGCCAGCACCUGCGGUGUGGACAGCAAUGCUUGGGGCAUGCAAGAUGCACAAAAAUUUCAAUCUUGGAGUGAAAGUGGCCGAGCGUCUACUGACACUAGAACCUGAUAAUCCUGGGCAUUAUGUGUUGCUUUCAAACAUUUAUGCAUCAGCAGGGAAGAUGGAUCGAGUGGAAAGAGUAAGAAACAUGAUGAUACAUAAAGGCCUUAAAAAGCAAGUUGGCUAUAGCUUAAUAGAGAUCAAUUUUGUGACACACAUGUUUUGCAUGGGUGAUAAGUCCCAUCCACAGACAACUGAAAUCUAUCAAUAUCUUGAUGAGUUAAUAUGGAAAUCCAGAGAAGCAGGUUAUGUACCAGAAUCUGAUUCAGUGAUGCAUGAACUGGAAGAAGAAGAGAGAGAAUUUGCUGUUAGAUCCCAUAGUGAGAAGCUUGCACUAGCGUUUGGUCUCAUGAACACCCACCAUGGGACACUAAUCAGGAUUGUGAAAAACCUUCGCAUGUGUGCUGAUUGCCAUUCCGCAAUCAAGUUCAUGUCAAUCGUUGCUAAUAGGGAAAUAAUUGUUCGAGAUAAGCAUCGAUUCCACCAUUUCAAACAUGGGUCAUGUUCUUGCCAGGAUUACUGGUAACCGCCUUCAUUUGUUUGUUAAGUUUCAGAGUGUUGAUGGGAUGAAGUUGCAUGGAGAACCAUUUGCUGUUCAAAGAAGUUCUUUUAGCCUCCUCCCAGGAUUGGAAUCAAGGUUAUGUUGUAACACUAAUCAGGAUUCAGGAGUGCUUUUGCACCCCUUUAAAUCUUCAUCAUGUGGCAAAGACUCUUCUUCACUGGCCCAUGGUUCCUGUUAAUAGAAGGCAAUGGGGUUUCCUUUUUAUUGAAAGCAAAGCUUCCUCAAAAAGGGCAACAUUCUUUUGGUUGGAUUCUGAAAUGUCUUCUUGUUCAGGCAUACCUAAUGUAAAGAGGUGGCAGUGGAUGUCCAAUAUGUGAUCAUUCUGACUUCUGAGGAGACUCGCAUACAUCUUUAUGGAUUGUCAUUGUGCGAGUUUGGUUCAGCUCUGUUUUAUCAGUUUGAAGUUUUCAACAUAUAGUGUCUGUUAGCA
Messenger RNA from Telopea speciosissima, 2350 nucleotides. Its product is annotated as pentatricopeptide repeat-containing protein At2g33760-like. Lineage: Eukaryota; Viridiplantae; Streptophyta; Magnoliopsida; Proteales; Proteaceae. Bases 88 to 1884 code for a protein of 598 amino acids. The transcript has a single exon. Gene Ontology annotation, molecular function: zinc ion binding; protein binding; RNA binding. The record is from RefSeq and is a predicted model, not a curated record. Gene Ontology annotation, biological process: RNA modification.